Molecule: messenger RNA, 2120 nt
Organism: Poecilia reticulata (guppy)
Lineage: Eukaryota; Metazoa; Chordata; Actinopteri; Cyprinodontiformes; Poeciliidae
Source: RefSeq, a predicted model, not a curated record
AAACAAAACGUAGAAAGGAGUCUAAAAUACAAUUCCCAGAAUGCGUAUUGGCACAUCAACCAAUAAGAAUCGUGCUGCAACCAGACGUUUGGUUUUUAGCCAAUAAAAUACAAGAAAGCUGAGCGAUUAUAGGAAGACUCGCAACAUAUAUUCUGUCCGGCAGUCUAAUGAAAGCUGAUACUUUUGAGCAACCUCACUGUUAUUUUUACGGUGAUAAAACUUCUGUCAGUCCCGUUUUUUGUCUCCGGUUGUGGCGUGCUCCUUGUUGACGUUCAUGACGGUUGCUGACGGUGUUUCCUUAGCGCUCAUCAUGCCUGUCCGAGCAGAGUGCCACUGUCUAGCCGGUGCGGCCUGUCCAUCCUCGGCCUGUCUUGUUCCCCCUGCGCCUAUCAACACCCAGCAGCCCGGGGUGGCCACCUCUCUGCUCUACAGCGGCGCUCAGUAUCGGGGUUAUCAGAGGAGCAAAGGGAACUCGUAUGAUGUCGAAGUUGUUCUGCAGCAUGUGACGAUGGACGACUCAUAUUUGUGUGGAUACCUGAAGAUCAAAGGCCUGACUGAGUUGGAAAACAGUGAUUACAUCUUCAUGAGGUGGAAGGAGCAGUUUCUUGUUCCAGACCACACGAUCAAAGACAUCAGCGGCGCCUCCUUCGCUGGCUUCUACUACAUCUGCUUCCAGAAGUCCACAGCCACCAUUGAGGGCUACUAUUACCACAGGAGCUCAGAGUGGUACCAAUCACUAAGUCUGAAUCAUGUUCAGGAGCGUAGUAUGCCUAUUUAUGAAUUUCGGUGAUAUGAAGAAACUCUUUGUCAAAAGACGGCUAGUACCGCCCUGGAGCUAAUUGGAACGUGACGCCACAACACCGAUGGAUAACCAGUUUUCCUCUCUGGGAGGAAGCUAACAAGUGGCCAGGUGCUCAUUUCCUGAUUUGCAAAUAGGAAAGCACGGAUUGAAGAAGAGCUGGACAAAAGAUCGAUGAGGCACGAACAGUCCAGACUGAGCGGCUGACGAGAAAAAAAAAAAAGACAAUUUGUUUCUUGUUUGGCUUUUUUACUACUGUUAUUCUUUGCCAUCAAGUGUUUUUUGGGGGGUUUUUUGCACUCUGUGUUAUUGAACAUCACGAUAGAUCACAAUAGAUUCUUUAUUAUGGAGACACGUUGCACUUUUAGUGGAGGUUUGCAAAGGAAAAGGCUAAUUUUGUUCAGCGAUGGAAAUCUUAUAUUUAAUAGAAAAUAUGUUUAAUUACCCAUAGUGAUUUAUUUGGUGGUUUGUGACUAAAGGAUUCUAUGAUAACUGAGAUGGGUUUAUUUUAUGCAAGAUGACGAAUGAUUUUGAUAAGAGAAUKUUUAGUUGAAGUGAAACAGCUGAACGGGUACCAGCUGGAUCAGAACGGGUCGGCGAUAAUCCUGGUUUCCUCCCACGGUUUUAUAUGCAAGCCAAAGAACUUGAGUGGAAAGGUUUUUCCCUUGCCUCUUAAAUGUUUUAAUUUAUUAUAAUUCAAACUGCUGCUUUAUUUUACACCAGAAGGUGUUAAUGAUUUGUCAAGUAAAUAAAAUAUUUCUGAAGUUUUCUAGGUUUUGGGGGUAAGGACAAGAAAACGUUUGGUGACUUAUCUUCUGGGAGUUUUAGGGUUUAUUUAAAAAAACAACAAAAAAAACGGUGAAGGUAGUAAGGAAGUGACAAGUAGAAACCUAAUAUCUUAUUUUUUAAAAAUUCUGUUGCCUUACACCUGUAAAGCUUUUCUCUUUAAAGAUGCAGUUUUCCGGGAUAAUUUAGUGCAAAUGUUUGGAAAAUAUCCUUUCGUCGUCUUGUUGGAGUCCUUUAAAUUUUCCUGACCCAGGAUGAUGUAAAAGCCAAAUUGCGUUUGGCCUUGGUAGCUUCCAAUUUUACAGCUGGGUUAAAGAAAGUUUCUUUCAAAGCAGUGCAAUGAAAUGCAUAAACGCAAUCAGAAAAUGUUUCUUUUUUCUUUUUAAAUUUAUUUAUUAUGAACCAUGUAACAAAACAAACUUGUGCAAUGGAAUCAAGCAAAUGUCUAGGAGAGUAUCUCAAAGAGGGUGUUUCUAAUUUGACGAAAAUGUUGAGCUUUGUGAACAUUGAAGUUGAAUAAACUAUUUUAUACAAA